Molecule: messenger RNA, 9310 nt
Organism: Myxocyprinus asiaticus (Chinese sucker)
Lineage: Eukaryota; Metazoa; Chordata; Actinopteri; Cypriniformes; Catostomidae
Product: filamin-C-like
Exons: 51
Coding region: 330-8768 (2812 amino acids)
Biological process (GO): actin cytoskeleton organization
Molecular function (GO): actin filament binding
Source: RefSeq, a predicted model, not a curated record
GCUUUAUGCUUCAUUUAACCAUUUAAGUAUAUGAAGCCACUCUCCACUCUGCCGCACGCCAAAGUCAAGAGAAACUUCUGCCUUCAUGUGAAACAAGCAGAAAAGUGUUUCAAGACCGGUUCCUGUCUCAACAACCACUGAAGAUCCCAGCCCUCAGCCUUGAAGGUUUUUUCCCCCACAACUUUUUAAACUUUCUUUCUUUUUCUUUUUUUGUUUACGCGAGUGCGCGCGCGCCUGGCACUGCCCCGCUCCCCCUUGAGCUGUAAAAGUUAGCAAGCGGUUCUCUCCGAUUGCCGUAAAAAAGGGGGGCACGACAAACACGGAAAAACAUGAUGAGCAAUAAUACAUACUACGACCAGCAGCUGCCGCCGCAGUAUUAUCAGGGCACCGACAUAGGCGAGGACGGAGACGAUGAGAUGCCGGCCACGGAGAAGGACCUGGCGGAGGAUGCGCCCUGGAAGAAGAUUCAGCAGAACACCUUCACCAGGUGGUGCAACGAACACCUGAAGUGCAUCAACAAGAAGAUCAACGACUUGCAGAAGGACCUGACCGACGGGCUCAAGCUCAUCGGGCUGCUGGAAGUUCUCAGCCAGAAGAAAAUGUACAGAAAGUACCACUCCAGACCCAACUUCAGGCAGAUGAAACUAGAGAAUGUGUCCGUCGCAUUAGAGUUUCUAGAACGGGAACACAUCAAACUAGUGUCAAUAGAUAGUAAAGCUAUAGUGGAUGGCAAUCUGAAACUGAUCCUGGGGCUGAUAUGGACCCUUAUCCUGCACUACUCCAUCUCCAUGCCCAUGUGGGAGGAUGAGGAUGAUGAAGAUGCCAAGAAACUAACACCCAAACAGCGUCUUCUGGGCUGGAUCCAGAAUAAGGUCCCCCAGCUGCCCAUCAACAACUUCCACAGGGACUGGAGAGAUGGCAAAGCGCUGGGAGCCCUGGUGGAUAAUUGCGCCCCCGGCCUGUGUCCGGACUGGGAGACAUGGGACCCAAGUCAGCCGGUUGAGAACGCAAGAGAGGCCAUGCAACAGGCUGAUGAUUGGCUUGGUGUGCCUCAGGUGAUUGCUCCUGAGGAAAUCGUGGAUCCCAACGUGGAUGAGCACUCAGUGAUGACCUACCUGUCUCAAUUCCCCAAAGCCAAGCUCAAGCCUGGUGCUCCACUACGCUCUAAAACCCUGCACCCCAAGAGAGCCAAGGCUUAUGGACCAGGUAUUGAGCCCAGAGGUAAUGUGGUGUUGAGGCCAGCUGAGUUUUUGGUGGAGACUGUGGAGGCGGGGCUUGGAGAGGUGUUGGUGUACAUUGAGGAUCCAGAGGGUCACACAGAAGAGGCCAGAGUAAUUCCCAACAAUGACAGGAAGAGGAGCUACUCUGUGGUCUAUGUCCCAAAAGUAGAGGGUCUGCAUAAGGUGAAGGUGUUGUUUGCUGGGCAGGACAUCGAUCGAAGCCCUUUCCUAGUGAAUGUGUCUAAAGCUCUGGGAGACCCAAACAAGGUGCAGGCCCGUGGGCCAGGUUUGGAACCAGUGGGCAAUGUGGCCAACAAACCCAUCUACUUUGACAUCUACACAGCAGGUGCGGGAGCAGGUGAUGUCAGUGUGAUUAUUGUGGACUCUCAGGGCCGUCGAGACACUGUGGAGAUCAUUCUGGAGAAUAAGGGUGACAGUGUUUUUCGCUGCACCUAUGGCCCCAUCCUGGAGGGCCCUCACACUAUAUACGUGACAUUCGCUGGCCAGCAAAUACCCAGAAGCCCAUUCACUGUCCACAUCUCAGAGGCUCUUCUGAGCGGCCGGCAGAUCAGCUCUCCGGUUCACAUACUCCCUCAGUCUAUACGCACACCGCCUUCAGAAAAGGCCAAGAAAGCACCUCCCCCAACACCACCCAAACCCAGGCGACCAACGAGUAACCCAAAUGCUUGUCGGGCCAUUGGACGUGGCUUGCAGCCCAAGGGUGUGCGUGUGAAGGAAGUGGCUGACUUUAAGGUGUACACAAAGGGAGCGGGCAGCGGAGAACUACGCGUCCAUGUCAAAGGGCCAAGAGGUGGAGAGGAGCCCGUCAAGGUGCAAGACCUGGGAGAUGGGGUGUAUGAGUGUGAUUACUACCCCAUUUUCCCUGGAAAAUACAUCAUCUCUAUUACUUGGGGCGGCCAUGCCAUCCCCCGCAGCCCAUUUGAGGUGAUUGUGAGUGAAGAUGCAGGGCCUCAGAAGGUGAGGGCAUGGGGUCCGGGCCUGGAGACAGGCAUGGUGGGGAAAUCAGCUGACUUUGUGGUUGAGGCCAUUGGCACAGAGGUUGGCACUUUGGGUUUUUCCAUCGAGGGCCCCUCGCAGGCUAAGAUAGAGUGUGAUGACAAAGGAGAUGGGUCGUGUGACGUUCUGUACUGGCCCACCGAGCCAGGUGAUUACGCAGUCCAUGUCAUCUGUGAUGAUGAAGAUAUCAAGGACAGCCCCUUUAUGGCCCACAUCCUCCCUGCAUCCAAUGAUGUUUUCCCUGAUAAGGUUAAGUGUCACGGCCCUGGGCUAGAGCCAACUGGAUGCAUCGUAAAUAAACCUGCAGAAUUUACAAUUGACGCCCGUGGAGCCGGUAGAGGCCAUCUACAGAUUUACGCUCAGGAUGCAGAAGGUUUCCCCAUCGAAAUCCAGAUCACAGACAAUGGUGACAGCACAUUUUUCUGUGUCUAUAUACCAACCAAGCCCAUCAAACACACUAUCGUCAUCACCUGGGGAGAGGUCAACGUUCCUAACAGUCCGUUCAGGGUUACCAUUGGAGAAGGCAGUCACCCAGAGAAUGUGAAGGUGCAUGGACCAGGAGUGGCGAAAACUGGCUUGAAGGCCAAUGAACCCACAUACUUUACGGUGGACUGCAGUGAGGCUGGGCAAGGAGAUGUCAGCAUUGGGAUUAAGUGCGCUCCUGGUGUGGUGGGACCUGUUGAAGCAGAUAUCGAUUUUGACAUCAUUAAAAAUGACAACGACACAUUCACAGUGAAGUACACGCCCCCCGGACCCGGUCGCUAUACCAUCAUGGUGCUGUUUGCUGAUCAGGAAAUUCCCAUCAGUCCCUUCCGUAUCAAAGUUGACCCAUCCCACGAUGCUAAUAAAGUAAAAGCAGAAGGCCCUGGUCUCAACAAGACUGGUGUAGAAGUGGGCAAGCCGACCCACUUCACGAUCUACACUAAAGGAGCAGGAAAGGCCACCCCUGAGGUUCACUUCACUGCAGCCGGGAAAGGAGAAGCCAUCAGUGACUUUGAGAUUAUUGAUAACCACGACUAUUCUUUUACUGUGCGCUACACUGCAUUACAGCAGGGUAGCUUAAGCAUUUCCGUGUGCCAUGGUGGUGACCCCAUCCCCAAAAGCCCUUUUACCAUCACUGUUGCUCCUCCUUUGGAUCUCAACAAGGUCAAAGUUCAAGGACUCAACAACAAAGUGGAUGUAGGGAAAGAUCAGGAGUUCACCAUUAAUACACGUGGUGCUGGAGGCCAAGGAAAGGUGGACAUCAAGAUUACCUCACCCUCUUGCCGACCAAUUCCGUGCAAGGUGGAAUCUGGAACAUCCAAUGAGGUUCACACAGUUAAGUACAUUCCCCCGGAGGAAGGGCCCUACAAAGUGGACAUCAGCUAUGACGGAAACCCUGUUCCAGGAAGUCCUUUCACGGUGGAGGGGGUGAUGCCUCCUGAUCCCUCUAAGGUGCGAGCUUACGGACCUGGUCUGAAGGGAGGAAUUGUGGGUAAACCCGCUCCAUUCGCCAUUGACACCAAAGGUGCAGGUACUGGGGGUCUUGGUCUGACUGUGGAGGGUCCGUGUGAGGCGAAGAUCGAGUGCCAGGACAAUGGAGAUGGCUCUUGCUCUGUGUCCUACCUGCCCACCGAGCCCGGAGAGUACUCCAUCAACAUCCUGUUUGCUGAUGCCCACAUCCCUGGUUCCCCCUUCAAAGCCAUGGUACAGUCUGUUUUCGACCCCAGCAAGGUCACAGCUAGUGGACCUGGCCUGGAGAAGGGAAAAGUUGAUGAGGUGGCAUCAUUCACAGUGGACUGCUCCAAAGCAGGAGAGGCGGAGCUGACCAUCGAGAUUAUUUCAGAUUCGGGAGCUCAGGCAGAGGUGCACGUCCAGAAUAACAGUGAUGGAACAUAUUCCAUCACAUACAUCCCUCCUUUCCACGGCAUGUACACCAUCACGAUUAAAUAUGGAGGACACGCUGUGCCCAACUUCCCUGCAAGGGUGCAAGUAGAUCCGGCUCUCGACACCAGUGGAAUCAAGGUCUACGGUCCAGGAGUGGAGCCCAGAGGUGUACUCCGAGAGGUCACUACUCACUUUGUCGUUGAUACCCGGGUUUACAACAAGAUGGGGGGAAGCCACAUCAAAGUUCGUAUCGUUAACCCCUCUGGUGCCAACACAGAUGCGUACAUCACCGACAAAGGAGACGGCACUUACAGAGUGGAGUACACAGCAUUUGAGGAUGGUGUGCAUCUGAUAGAGGUGCUGUAUGAAGAUGUACCCAUCCCCAAGAGCCCGUUCACGGUGGCAGUAACUGAAGGUUGUGAUCCCAGCCGUGUACGUGCCUACGGCCUGGGUCUGGAAGAGGGUCUGGUCAAUAAACCCAACCGCUUCACAGUGGAGACAAGGGGUGCUGGUACAGGUGGACUUGGUUUGGCCAUCGAGGGUCCAUCAGAAGCUAAGAUGUCUUGUAAAGAUAACAAAGAUGGCAGCUGUAGUGUGGAGUAUAUUCCAUUCACUCCUGGAGAAUAUGACGUCAACAUCACUUUCGGAGGCCUGCCAAUCCCAGGCAGUCCAUUCAGGGUGCCCGUUAGGGAGCUAGUGGAUCCCAGUAAGGUGAAGUGCUCUGGUCCUGGCCUGGGAAGUGGAGUCAGAGCUCACGUCCCACAAACAUUCACCGUGGACUGCAGCAAGGCCGGUCUUGCGCAACUGGAUGUUCUGCUGUACGGACCCACAGGAACGACAGAGCCACUGAAUAUCACAGACAAUGGUGAUGGUACACACACUGUGAUCUAUACGCCCGCUAAAGAUGGACCUUACACUGUGUGUGUGAAGUAUGCAGACCAAGAGGUGCCUCGCAGUCCAUUUAAAAUCAAGGUGUUGCCCACUCAUGAUGCCAGUAAAGUCCGUGCCAGCGGUCCCGGUCUGAACGCAUCUGGUGUACUGGCCAGCCUGCCUGUGGAGUUCACCAUUGAUGCCCGUGACGCAGGGGAGGGUCUUCUUACCGUACAGAUCCUGGGUCCAGAUGGGUGCAAGCAUGAGACCUCUGUGUAUGUGGAGGACUGGGGUAGGAGGGUGUGGGAGAACCACAUUGUAAAGGGCACCAUCCCCUUCCAUAAUCUUAGGAAAGGAUGUGACCCAGAGGGAAAGCCAAAGAAAGCCAACAUUCGGGACAACAGAGACGGGACAUACACUGUGUCCUACGUCCCAGACAUGACAGGACGCUACACUAUAACAAUCAAAUAUGGUGGUGAUGAGAUCCCAUACUCCCCCUACCGCAUUCAUGCACUGCCCACUGGAGAUGCCAGCAAAUGCCAUGUGACAGUGUCUAUUGGGGGACACGGAUUGGGCUCGGGGCUUGGACCCACCAUUCAGAUCGGGGAGGAGACAGUUAUCACUGUAGAUGCAAAGGCCGCAGGGAAGGGUAAGGUCACCUGCAAAGUGUCAACACCAGAUGGGGCAGAGCUGGACGUGGAUGUGGUGGAGAACUCUGAUGGAACUUUUGAUAUCUACUAUACUGCACCAGAACCUGGGAAAUACAUCAUCACUAUCCGCUUUGGAGGAGAGCAUAUUCCUAACAGUCCUUUCCAUGUGGUGGCAUCUGAUACCAUCCCAAUAAUUGAGGAACCAUGUGAUAAACUGCAGUUACAGCAGCCCUACGCCCCCUACCAGGGCUACACCCCUCAUUGGGCCACAGAGGAACCAAUCACUGCAGUGGACUGCAUGGAGCCGAUGCUCCGCCCAUUCAAUCUGGUCAUUCCAUUUACUGUGCAGAAGGGGGAGAUCACAGGUGAGGUGCGUAUGCCCUCUGGUAAAACUGCCCGUCCGCACAUCACUGAUAACAAGGAUGGUACUGUAACGGUCAAAUACGCCCCCACUGAGAAAGGCCUUCAUGAGAUGGACAUCAAAUAUGAUGGUAAUCAUAUACCAGGAAGUCCAUUGCAGUUCUAUGUGGAUGCCAUUAACAGUGGCCAUGUGAAUGCAUACGGCCCUGGUCUAAGUCAUGGCAUGGUUAACAAACCCGCCACCUUCACAAUCGUCACAAAGGAUGCUGGAGAAGGUGGUCUCUCUUUGGCAGUGGAGGGCCCCUCUAAGGCAGAGAUAAGCUGUAAGGAUAAUAAAGAUGGCACCUGCACGGUGUCUUACUUGCCAACUGCCCCGGGAGACUAUAAUAUCAUUGUCAAGUUUGAUGACAAACACAUUGCUGGAAGCCCCUUUACAUCCAAGAUCACAGGCGAUGACUCCAUGAAGACGUCUCAGCUGAACGUUGGCACGGCCACAGAUGUAUCUCUUAAGAUCACAGAGACUGACCUGAGCUCUCUGACCGCGAGUAUCAGAGCACCGUCUGGCAACGAGGAGCCCUGCCUUCUGAAGAGACUGCCAAACAGACACAUCGGAAUAUCCUUCACCCCUAAAGAGGUGGGUGAGCACGUGGUCAGCGUGAAGAAGAAUGGAAAACAUGUGACCAACAGCCCAUUCAAGAUCAUGGUGGGCCAGUCAGAGAUUGGAGACGCCAGUAAGGUGAAGGUAUUUGGGAAAGGUCUAAUUGAAGGACAUACUUUUGAAGUGGCAGAGUUCAUUGUGGACACCAGGAGUGCAGGUUAUGGAGGUCUGGGUCUGUCCAUCGAGGGGCCCAGCAAAGUGGACAUCAACUGUUCGGAUGUUGACGACGGAACAUGCAAAGUGACCUACUGCCCAACCGAACCUGGUACUUACAUCAUAAACAUCAAAUUCGCAGACCAGCAUGUACCAGGAAGUCCAUUUACAGUGAAGGUUCUGGGCGAGGGAAGAAUGAAGGAGAGCAUCACCAGAAAGAGGCAGGCGCCCUCUAUUGCCAUGGUGGGCAGUACUUGCGACCUCAACCUUAAAAUUCCAGGGAACUGGUUUCAGAUGGUGUCAGCCCAAGAACGUCUCACUCGUACCUUCACCCGCAGCAGCCACACCUACACCCGCACAGAACGCACUGAGAUCAGCAAGACCCGCGUGGGUGAGACCAAACGGGAGGUGCGGGUGGAGGAGAGCACCCAGGUGGGGGGCGACCCCUUCAGGGACGUUUUUGGUGGAUUCCUGGGCAGGGAGAGCCUGGGUCCCUUCAGCAGCAUCCAGGCCCGACAAUCAGAGGGUGAGACAGGUACUCAGGAGAUGACCGCACAGGUGACGAGUCCCAGCGGUAAGACAGAAGAUGCUGAGAUAGUAGAAGGAGAGGACAGCACCUACAGUGUGCGCUUUGUGCCUCAUGAGAUGGGCCCCCACACUGUUAAUGUCAAGUACAGGGGCCAGCAUGUCCCUGGAAGCCCCUUCCAGUUCACUGUGGGGCCCCUGGGAGAGGGAGGGGCCCACAAGGUUCGGGCCGGUGGUACUGGACUGGACCGGGGAGUGGCUGGAGUUCCAGCUGAGUUCAGUAUCUGGACUCGGGAAGCUGGUGCUGGCGGUCUGUCCAUAGCAGUUGAAGGGCCCAGCAAAGCUGAGAUUUCCUUUGAAGACAGGAAGGACGGGUCUUGUGGUGUGGCCUAUGUAGUGCAAGAACCUGGUGACUACGAGGUGUCAAUCAAAUUUAAUGACGAGCACAUCCCAGACAGCCCUUUUAUCGUUCCUAUUGCAUCACUGUCGGAUGACGCACGCCUCCUCACCAUCAGCAGCCUACAAGAAAUGGUUUUGAAGGUAAAUCAGGAGGCCUCAUUUGCGGUGCAGCUGAAUGGAGCAAAAGGGGCGAUUGAUGCAAAAGUUCACACACCCUCCGGAACAGUAGAAGAGUGUUACAUCACUGAACUAGACAAUGAUAAACAUGUGAUACGGUUUAUUCCACGGGAGAACGGCGUCCACUCCAUUGAUGUCCGUUUUAACGGAAGUCACAUCCCGGGAAGUCCCUUCAAGAUUCGUGUAGGGGAUACCGGCCAGGCGGGAGACCCAGGAAUGGUGACUGCUUUUGGGCCUGGACUGGAGGAGGGAACUACAGGUGUACCAUCAGACUUCAUUGUAAACACAUGUAACGCUGGGUCAGGAGCUCUCUCAGUCACCAUCGACGGCCCCUCAAAAGUGAAGAUGGAGUGUCAAGAGUGUCCGGAAGGAUACAAGGUCACCUACACACCCAUGGCCCCUGGCAGCUACCUGAUCUCCAUCAAAUAUGGAGGACCACAGCAUAUCGUGGGCAGCCCGUUUAAGGCCAAAGUCGGUGGUGCACGUCUGUCUGGUGGUCAUUCUCUACAUGAAACAUCAUCAGUGCUGGUGGAGACCGUGACAAAAUCAUCUUCAGUGGCCGGAUCUUUCUCCUCUAUGCCAAAGUUCUCUUCUGAUGCCAGUAAGGUGAUCUCGAGGGGGGCUGGACUCUCCAAAGCCUUCAUAGGCCAGAAGAACACCUUCACUGUAGACUGCAGUAAAGCAGGGACGAACAUGUUAAUGGUAGGAGUUCACGGGCCAAAGACUCCAUGCGAAGAAGUGUACGUCAAACACAUGGGCAAUAGAAUGUACAACGUCACAUACACAGUGAAGGAGAAAGGAGACUAUAUCCUGAUAGUCAAAUGGGGUGAAGAAAUGGUGCCUGGAAGUCCCUUCCACGUCACAGUGCCUUAAAAAGACUCUCUUUAGACCAUCUCCACUAUGCAAAGGCUCAGCUGUUCGUUCUGAGAAAGAGACAGGACUCACUGACAAUGCCUUGCGCCAAACCUUUUGAUGACGUAUUAACUUAACGUGUAUUCCAAGCAGUCAAGAAGGCAUCUUUUGCUUGUUAUCAGCAAGCUUCUGUGCCAACUGUCUUCUGUAUCUGCAUAUGCUUUACCCAAAGUCCAGAUAUGUUAAUUUCACUCACACGGUUAUGUACCAUGAUGUUUUGUAUUACAUUAUUUUUUGAGGUUCUGAGAAUAGAGAAUGUUUAAGGUGAAUGAUGAAACAUGUUUGCGCUGCCUGUCAGUUGCUAUAUUGAAGUAGAGAAGUGAACAAGGCUAUUAUGCAAUAUGCUAAAUCAUGUCCACCCUGUUAACAGAUACUGUCUGGACCAUUUGCAGACAUAAUUUAACAGCUGAUUUAUUUAAUUUUUUUUAAAAUUUUUUUUUUUUUUAUCUAUUUCUAAAACUGGUCUUAUUUUUAUGAUGAAAAACACUAUUUAGUCUCUUAAA